GACUGUUUUACCGACGCGGAAUUUGGAGUCCGGUGUAACCUUUUAUCAGAGAAGUUUUGGGAGUAUAUAAAUAUAGUUUUUAUAAAUUGAUUUGGAUAUCUCAAAAUUUUAGUAACUAUGAACUCUGAAGAAAGCCAGAAAAAUUCGUUAUCAGACAAUGUUUGUAAUCAAGUUUCUACUGUAUACAAAUCUCAGUUUGUUGGACUUGACGAUAAACCUUAUGCUACAAAAUGUCUUCUAUGUAAUUUAAAGUUUGUCCUUCCUCAAAAUGAGGAAGAGCUUUUGAUUCAUUUAUUUGAAGAACAUCGACUUGUAAUAGGAGAUGUUUGGAAAAUUGCAAGUUUGAAAAGUUACAUACAUUAUUGGAGUGUUAAGUUUAAAGAAGAGCCAGUAACAAACUUCUGUACAACAGUAUUAAUGAACUGUACAUCUGAUGGUCAACCAUGUGAAAAUGAAAGAUAUUUUUUACUUUCUGAUUGUAUCUUUGAAGAUAAAACAUUAAGAGAUGAAAUACAUAGAGCCAAAUUGGAAUGGGUACUAACAAUGCAAGCAAAAGAGAGAACUGAUACAGACUUCAAACGUGGUUGUAUUUUGUGUCGAAUGGAAUUUUCAGGAUUACGUAUCAAUUAUGUAAAACAUUUAGCACAGAAGCAUAAUUUAUAUUUGGGAAAACCAGAUAACUUAGUGUUUAUAGAUGAAUUUUUAGAUAAGAUUCAAAGUACUAUAGAAAAUUUAGUGUGUAUAUAUUGUGAAAAACUGUUUAAAGAUCGUACAGUGUUAAAGGAACAUAUGCGUAAAAAGUUGCAUAAACGUAUAAAUCCUAAUAAUAAAGAGUAUGACAAAUUUUACAUAAACAACUACUUGGAACCUGGUAAAUCUUGGAGACAUAAACAGAUUUAUUUUAAAGGAAAGAGAGCAGAAGAUCAAAGCAGUGAAAAUGAAGAUGAAGAUACAUGGUCUGAUUGGGAUGAUGAUGAAGGUGUUAGUAUAUCAUGCUUAUUUUGCAAAUACAAUGAUAAACACUUCCAUCUUAUUCUUGAACAUAUGAAAACAAACCAUGACUUUGAUUUUAAAGUUGCAUCAAAGGACUUAACAUUUUAUCAAAAAGUAAAGGUGGUAAAUUAUGUGAGAAGACAAAUUUAUUUACAACAAUGUAUUUUCUGCGAAGUAAAGGUGAAUGAUGUUUUAGAACAUAUGAAAGAACAAAGUCACUUUAAAAUACCUACACAGAAAAGUUGGGAUCAACCAGAGUUUUAUUUUCCAAUGUGUGAAAAUGAUUCCUUUUUAUAUCAUUUGGAUACUAGCGAUAGCAGUGAUGGGGAAAGUGAUGUCGAAAAUCUUACAAAAUCAAUGUGUGAAAUGUCGAAGUAAUAAUGAACAUGUAAAAAUAUUGUACUUUAGUUAUUUAUUUUUAAAGUAAAUUUGAAGAUGAUAUCGAUAAACAUUUAAUUUACAA
Molecule: messenger RNA, 1456 nt
Organism: Osmia lignaria (orchard mason bee)
Lineage: Eukaryota; Metazoa; Arthropoda; Insecta; Hymenoptera; Megachilidae
Product: zinc finger protein 277
Source: RefSeq, a predicted model, not a curated record